Messenger RNA from Penicillium lagena, 459 nucleotides. RefSeq lists its product as uncharacterized. NCBI's taxonomy places the organism in Eukaryota, Fungi, Ascomycota, Eurotiomycetes, Eurotiales, Aspergillaceae. The transcript is spliced from 2 exons. The record is from RefSeq and is a predicted model, not a curated record. The coding region runs from base 1 to 459 and encodes 152 amino acids.
AUGUAUGUGCGCAACACACCGCCGGUCAUCCGGGCUAUCGAGAACAAGCACGAGUGCCCCUCCAACCCGGAGAGCGGACAUUCACAGGCCGUCAAUCAUAUCUUCGAGCCGACGGCCGAUGGGAAGGCGUACGAGGACAGCAGAUGCCAGGUUGAAUUCGUCAUCCCGGCUUCCUGCAACCCGACCGUCAAGACGUGGAUUCUCCGGAGAAAGUGGGUGAUCUCGGCAGAGACAGGGUUCCGAUUGCUCAGGCAGCAAUGGAAGGCGAAUUGCCGGGGUCCAUUGGUCAUUGUGGUGAAGCCUAGCCAUCUUGCCGGCAAGGAGGACCCGAACUGGAUCGCUCUAGCCAGCUUGUUCCAGGUGCAGGACAACGGUCCCAAUGGAGUCGAGCCAGCUGCUAUGCACAACGACGCGGCCUGGAUCCACAGUGACCCACCGACCCCUGUCUCAGUGGCGUAA